UGCAUACAUUAGAAAAUGGCCAUAAUCUGCCAAAGGGUGUACGGGCUGUUUUUCACCAGAUGAAUGACUAAUGUUUCCAGUUUACACUGACUUCCUUCCACUGAAGCAGUUACUAACCACACUCUGUGUGCAUUUACACAGAGGGGACAGUAAAGAAAACCACAAUUUCUCUUCUUUAAAAAACAGGAAGAAAAUACAUAAGGAAAAAACAUAUAUAUUAUUAGCAUAUUAUGUUCAGUGAAAGUAGAAUAGUUGUAAGGAAACUCUCUCCCAAUGGGCCCCCAAUAAGAAGAAUAAUAACAUGCAUGUGGGAGGUAUGAGAAGAGAUCUUUCUGUGGUUUUCUGUGAAACAUAAAAAACUUUGGCAGGAAAUAGUCAAACAGAAAAAGGUAAAGCUCUUGGCAUGUGGUAGCAUCAUUUUAUGAAAAACGAUUUAAGACAAACUGUUCAGUUCAGCGUCUUUUUCUUUUUCUCUUUUGAAGAAGCAAAGAUCUGCUAUUCCACACUGAAGGUUGUUUGCUGAAGAAAAGCGUGGACUUUACCUCUGCAUUACCUCCACCGUGAAGACAGUCGCUCAGAGAUGUCAUCUCAUGCUCGUGUGAUGUUCCUAGUUGACACAUGUGUCUGCCUUCCUGUGACUAUUCUUCUCCUCGUGCUUUCAUGUCGUGCUAUAAAACGCGGGCAGGUUCCUGCCAUCUACUACACAAACCUCCUCAUCAGCACUCUCCUCCAGCUGUUCACAAUGAUUGCUUUGGUGGCAAACUCAGACCAGCUUCAGUACAACUCCUCCUCCGUUUCUUGUUAUGCCUUCAGUAUGAUGGCUAAUCUUGGCUUCAAAAUAUGCAUUUCUCUAGAAGGAUCUUUUAUCAUCGUCUUCAGACAGUUGGACAGCAUCAGACAAACUAAGAUUUCUGUGCUGGCUUGCGCUGUGAUCUGGGUCAUUUGCAUUAUUACCAUCUCCUUUGCUGCAGACAAAGAAUAUAUUGUUUGUAUUCUGGUCAUACUCCUUGCUCCACUGUACAUCCUCUGCUUAGCAGGGACCCUCAAAUGUCUGCCUGCUGCCACCUCAGUGCCUUUUAAGGAAAAACAAAGAAUUGUGGGAGCAGUAGUUCUACUGUUCCUUAACUACUUCGUGAUGAUCUUGCCAAUGAUCAUUUUGAUUUUACAAUACAGAUCUAACAUGGGAGAGUCACAUUCCAUAGAUGGUAUUGUGACCUUAUUUCUGCUCAGUCCUUUUGUGGACUUGAUUCUUUUCUUUUUCAUGUGUGACUGGUUCACUGACAAGCUGGUGGCACCUUUGUUCUGCUGCAUCAAGGUUGACAGCACCCCAUCAACAACAGUGUGACCGACGGUAGGACAGACAGGUGGCUUGAUUUAGGCAGAGAGAAGAAGAAGCAAAAUACGAUGAAAAUGCAGGAAAAGGAAAAAAAAUUGGUAUGCAAACAAAACAAUUUAUAAAUGUUGUGCAAGUGAACGUCGGCUGAUGUGUCAAAUUGAAAGUAAUUGGAAGCAUUGUUUUGUUCAGUAAUGAUGCUGUCAUUAAAAAUGUGGAAUUUUUCCUGAAAUCACCAAUAAAACCCCCGGCCAGCA
This is a messenger RNA of Pundamilia nyererei, 1590 nucleotides long. RefSeq lists its product as uncharacterized. The record is from RefSeq and is a predicted model, not a curated record. The coding region runs from base 581 to 1345 and encodes 254 amino acids. The transcript has 3 exons. Lineage: Eukaryota; Metazoa; Chordata; Actinopteri; Cichliformes; Cichlidae.